Messenger RNA from Ilex paraguariensis (yerba mate), 1389 nucleotides. Lineage: Eukaryota; Viridiplantae; Streptophyta; Magnoliopsida; Aquifoliales; Aquifoliaceae. The record is from the annotation of a GenBank genome assembly.
ACCCGACCAAGCAUUUAGCCACUGCCUCUACUCCUUUCCAAUACUCAUCUUCAGUCCUUUCCAAUUCUCAUCACCUCCUAAAACACCACCAUCCUCACAACCUGUCCUCCUCAGGGCAACAAUGGCUUCCCUAGCAACAUCCACGGCAGCAGCCUCCAUCGGCAUGUCAGAAAUGCUCGGGAAACCUCUGAACUUCACCGGUGCAUCGAGGCCCGCUCCGACUCCGUCUAGUGCUACUACUUUCAAGACCGUUGCCCUUUUCUCGAAAAAGAAAGCAGCACCACCAACGAAGGCAAAGGUUGUCUCCCCUGCAGAUGAGGAGCUCGCCAAGUGGUAUGGUCCGGACAGAAGAAUUUUCUUACCCGAAGGGCUCUUGGACCGAUCAGAGAUCCCCGAAUACUUGACUGGAGAAGUUCCUGGAGAUUAUGGUUAUGAUCCUUUUGGCCUUAGCAAGAAACCAGAAAACUUCGCCAAAUAUCAAGCAUAUGAGCUGAUUCACGCCCGGUGGGCCAUGCUAGGUGCGGCCGGUUUUAUCAUCCCUGAGGCCUUCAACAAAUUUGGAGCUAACUGUGGCCCUGAAGCUGUUUGGUUCAAGACAGGAGCUCUACUUUUGGACGGGAACACAUUGAAUUACUUUGGAAAGAACAUUCCUAUUAAUCUGGUUGUUGCUGUCGUUGCUGAGGUUGUUCUUGUUGGUGGCGCAGAAUAUUACAGAAUUACAAACGGCUUGAAUUUGGAGGACAAACUUCACCCGGGUGGUCCUUUUGACCCACUGGGUCUUGCAAAUGAUCCAGACCAGGCUGCUCUACUGAAGGUGAAGGAGAUUAAGAAUGGUAGACUAGCAAUGUUCGCCAUGCUCGGUUUCUUCAUCCAAGCUUACGUCACUGGACAAGGCCCUGUAGAAAACCUUGCAGCCCAUUUGAGUGAUCCUUUUGGCAACAACUUGCUCACUGUGCUUGCCGGAUCAGCAGAAAGAGCUCCGACCCUCUGAUUCUGCUUUUGGUUGUGUAUUGAACUCUAAAUGCAUUGUACAAUUCACUAAGACAAUUUAAGGCAUUUAACAAUGAUCUUAUGAUUUAAACCCAACCACAUUUCAUUUUAUAGAGACUAGUCUUGGUAUUAAUGUUUGUUGUAUUUUUAGAUUGCGGCCAUGCCAAAGUUCGAUUAGACUUAUGAUCCAAACACGUACUGUGAGACCCGAACAUGCAUAACAUAAUAUUUUAUAAAUAUUGUGUGUUAAAGUGUAAUUUGUUCAUAUCUGCAUGGGGUUAAAAUUGUGAUAAUCAAACUUUGAGAAGUAAAGCAUGCUCUUAGUGCUUAUAUAAAUACCCAGUAGCAUGAAAAACUCGAUCAGUUUCAAUUCCCUCAUAGCCUGAAAUACGAAAACAG